Messenger RNA from Carassius gibelio (silver crucian carp), 1824 nucleotides. Lineage: Eukaryota; Metazoa; Chordata; Actinopteri; Cypriniformes; Cyprinidae. The record is from the annotation of a RefSeq genome assembly.
AUGACAUUAAUUAUACACUCAUCACUUCUCCUAAUCUUUUUUAUUUUAGUGUACCCGCUACUUACUACAUUAAACCCCAACCAACAAGGGUCAAACAUAGCAGGAAUAACCAAAGUUGCCGUUAGUUCCGCAUUCUUCAUUAGUCUCUUACCAUUAAUAAUUUUUCUGAACUUAAAAACAGAAGGAAUUAUCACAAACUGACAAUGAAUAAACACCCAAACAUUUGACGUAAACAUCAGCUUUAAAUUUGACCACUACUCCCUAAUUUUCGUCCCAAUUGCCCUCUAUGUAACCUGAUCAAUUCUAGAGUUCGCACUGUGAUAUAUACACUCCGACCCAUAUAUUGACCGAUUCUUUAAAUAUCUACUCACGUUUUUAGUAGCCAUAAUUAUUCUAGUUACAGCUAACAAUAUAUUUCAACUAUUUAUUGGUUGAGAAGGAGUAGGAAUCAUAUCCUUCUUACUUAUCGGAUGAUGACACGGACGGGCAGAUGCCAACACAGCCGCUCUUCAAGCUGUAAUCUACAACCGGGUAGGAGACAUCGGGUUAAUCAUAACCAUGGCCUGAUUUGCAAUGAACCUUAACUCCUGAGAAAUUCAACAAAUCUUUGUCUUAUCAAAAAACUUCGAUUUAACAAUUCCCUUAAUGGGACUUGCUCUAGCAGCAACAGGAAAAUCAGCCCAAUUUGGCCUCCACCCCUGACUUCCCUCCGCCAUGGAGGGCCCUACACCAGUAUCUGCCCUACUCCACUCAAGUACCAUAGUUGUUGCAGGAAUUUUCCUGCUUAUCCGCCUUCACCCCCUCAUAGAAAAUAACCAACUAGCUCUAACAACCUGCCUAUGCCUUGGAGCACUAACCUCACUAUUCACAGCCACCUGUGCUCUAACCCAAAAUGAUAUCAAGAAAAUUGUAGCUUUCUCAACAUCUAGUCAAUUAGGCCUAAUAAUAGUUACAAUUGGACUAAACCAACCACAACUAGCAUUCCUUCACAUCUGCACCCAUGCUUUCUUUAAAGCCAUACUAUUCCUAUGCUCAGGAUCCAUUAUUCACAGCCUAAACGACGAACAAGAUAUCCGAAAAAUAGGAGGCCUAUUUAAUAUUAUACCUGCAACCUCAACUUAUUUUACGAUUGGUAGUUUAGCGCUAACAGGAACCCCCUUCCUGGCAGGGUUCUUCUCAAAAGACGCAAUUAUUGAAGCCCUAAACACCUCCCACCUAAACGCCUGAGCCCUAACCCUGACAUUAAUUGCCACAUCAUUCACCGCAGUAUACAGUUUCCGAUUAGUAUAUUUUGUAGUUAUAGGAACCCCACGAUUCCUGGCUCUGUCCCCAAUUAACGAAAACAAUCCACUAGUGAUUAACUCCAUUAAACGACUCGCUUGAGGAAGCAUUAUUGCAGGCCUCAUUAUUACACAAAACUUCCUACCAGUAAAAACACCAAUUAUGACAAUACCAACCACCCUAAAAAUAGCAGCCCUUCUCGUAACAAUUGCAGGCCUACUAGUAGCUAUAGAACUAGCCAACAUGACAAGCAAACAAGUAAAAGUUACUCCAAUAAUCCCAUUACACCAUUUCUCAAAUAUAUUAGGAUUUUUCCCCGCAAUUAUUCACCGACUCCUCCCAAAACUUAAACUUACCUUAGGUCAAUCAGCCGCCACUCAACUAGACAAAACAUGACUAGAAGCCAUAGGACCAAAAGGCCUAGCACUAACACAAAUGACCAUGGCAAAAGUUACAAACGACAUCUCACGAGGAAUAAUUAAAACAUACCUAACUAUUUUCCUCCUAACCCUAAUUCUAGCCAUCCUACCUGUUCUCCUCUAA